UGAUCAUACGUACACGUGGCAGCGUAACGUUGCUUGCCUUUCUCUCCCUCUUCUUUUUAGAGCUUCUCCUCCCGCACUCCAUCUCAGAGAAGCACAAUCCAGCUUCUCUGUUUCCAAAGGAAAAACAGGAAAAGCUGGGAAGAUUGAAGCUUUUUGUUGGGGUGAAAGUGAAAUGGUUGGCAAGGAUAAUAACCUGAGGGCUGAGGACUUGAACUUGUGCUUUGAGAAACUUAUGAUGGUGGCUGCGAGCGGGAACAGUGAGAAAGGGAUGAACAUGAUGAAGCUUGGGGUGAUCACCGAGUGGAAGGAUAUUCCUGUGGAGCUUUUGAUGCAAAUUUUGUCCCUUGUGGAUGAUCAGACCGUGAUCACAGCUUCUGGAGUAUGUCGUGGCUGGAGAGAUGCUAUUUACUUUGGCCUUGCUCGUUUAUCACUCUCAUGGUGUAGCAAGAACAUGAAUAACUUGGUGCUUUCUCUUGUGCCUAAAUUCGCAAAACUGCAAAUUCUAAUCCUUCGUCAAGACAAGCCUCAACUAGAGGAUAAUGCUGUUGAGAUUAUAGCAAAAUGUUGUCAUGAACUGCAGAUCCUGGACCUUAGCAAAAGCUUCAAGCUAACUGAUCGUUCACUCUAUGCUGUUGCUCUAGGUUGCCGUGAUCUUUCAAAACUCAACAUCAGUGGGUGUUCAGCAUUUAGUGACAAUGCUCUGGCUUAUCUUGCCAGUUUCUGCAGAAAACUGAAAGUUCUAAAUCUCUGUGGAUGUGUUAGAGCUGCAUCUGAUACUGCAUUACAGGCUAUUGGACAAUACUGCAACCAGUUGCAAUCUUUGAACCUUGGAUGGUGUGAUAACGUUGGUGAUGUUGGAGUGACUACUUUAGCAUACGGGUGUCCUGAUCUUAGGACAGUUGACUUGUGUGGGUGUGUCCGUAUUACAGAUGAUAGUGUGAUUGCUUUGGCAAACAGAUGCCCCCAUCUGAGGUCCCUUGGACUGUACUACUGCAAGAACAUCACAGACAGGGCAAUGUAUUCGUUGGCACACAGCAAGGUGAAUAACAGGAUGUGGGGAUCUGUGAAAGGAGAAAAUGAUGAGGAAGGUUUAAGGACUUUGAACAUAAGCCAAUGCACUGCACUCACCCCAUCUGCAGUUCAAGCGGUUUGUGACUCAUUCCCUUCUCUUCACACAUGCUCGGGGAGGCAUUCACUCAUCAUGAGUGGCUGCCUCAAUUUGACAUCUGUGCAUUGUGCAUGUGCUGUCCAUGCACACCGUGCAUUCACCUCUUUCACUCAUCCUGCUCACUAAGCUCUUGCCUUUCAUGUUCAACACACUUCGAGGAAGUGCCCUUCAAGGGCUCAGAGAGGUGAAAGAAGUGAAAUUCCCCCAUGUAGAUAUUCCUGCAUAAAGAGACUUAAUCUAGCUGAUUAUGUACAUCUUGAACUUGUGUCUUAAACUCGGUUUGUUUUAAUCCCCCAAUUGUGAAGCUCGAGGACAUUUUGGAUGCUAAAACUGGUUUGUUCCUAGUUAGCUAUAUAAGUUUAUGAAAACACAUGGACUUCUAAAUGUGUAUUGUUUUUUGGAAGUUUAUUUGCACAGCAUUAUCGUGUCGUUA
Molecule: messenger RNA, 1601 nt
Organism: Cajanus cajan (pigeon pea)
Lineage: Eukaryota; Viridiplantae; Streptophyta; Magnoliopsida; Fabales; Fabaceae
Product: F-box protein SKP2A
Biological process (GO): SCF-dependent proteasomal ubiquitin-dependent protein catabolic process
Cellular component (GO): SCF ubiquitin ligase complex
Molecular function (GO): protein binding
Source: RefSeq, a predicted model, not a curated record